GGUCAUCUUGGAAUCAGGCCUGACAGGAAGUUUAAUCAAUACCACCGGUUCGCGAAUCAGGAGAAAGGAGCACUUUUCAGCUAAAAUGAUAUUUAAUCGGAUGCUAUCCAGAGCUGUUUUCGUCAGCAGAGCUGGCUCCAGGUCUGCUUUCACAAGCUCCAAGCCUGAAAUGGCCAAACCAAACUGGUUCCGAGUGGGGCUUGCCUUUGGAACAUCUGCUUUCCUUUGGGGCUUGCUCUUCAAACAGCACAGCACAGAUGUGCAUGAGUACCAAGUGAGGAACGGCCUGGAAUAACCCACAAAACUCACAGGAGCUUGUUGGUUCCCGUCUGUAGGAGUCGCCUGUUUGUCUGCUUCUUUCUAGUUUGUCUCUUCCUCAACUUUUAUUUAGUGUAAAUAAAAAGUUUAUCAUGUGACGUA
Molecule: messenger RNA, 420 nt
Organism: Archocentrus centrarchus (flier cichlid)
Lineage: Eukaryota; Metazoa; Chordata; Actinopteri; Cichliformes; Cichlidae
Gene: ndufc1
Product: NADH:ubiquinone oxidoreductase subunit C1
Exons: 4
Coding region: 86-295 (69 amino acids)
Cellular component (GO): mitochondrion; respiratory chain complex I
Source: RefSeq, a predicted model, not a curated record